Molecule: messenger RNA, 2399 nt
Organism: Orbicella faveolata
Lineage: Eukaryota; Metazoa; Cnidaria; Anthozoa; Scleractinia; Merulinidae
Product: leucine-rich repeat-containing protein 45-like
Cellular component (GO): centrosome
Molecular function (GO): protein binding
Source: RefSeq, a predicted model, not a curated record
UGAUGUGGGUCUAGCGUCCGUUACCACUUGUGGCAGCGUCCCUUUGUAGUCUUUGUUCUCUGAGUACAAGGAAAAAUAUUUGCAGAAGAUGGAGGAAUUUCAUAAACGCUAUACUCGAAUAUGUCGAGAACAUCAUCUAUACCCAUUAGAGGUUAUUUUAAAACACAUUCGAAUGUGUUCAGAAGGGAAUUUGACUUCUGACGAUAUGACGAAGUUGGAUCUCUCAUCGUAUAACCUAACUCCAGAAGACUGUAAUGCGUUUGUUGAUGCUCUUACAGACGAUCUCUUCUUUGAAGAGCUAUCUUUUUCUGACUGUUUGCUGAGCGAAGAAUCAAGCAAAAUUCUUCUUCGAGGCUUGAUGGAGAACAAGGCUGUCAAAAGAUUGAACUUGAAAGGAAACAACAUUCGCUCUGGGGCAGCGGAAGUUCUGGGUCAGUUCCUGAAGAAAAAUACUUGUGUUCGGAGUCUUCUCGUCGAGUGGAACUCUCUUGGCUUGUGGGAUAAUGGAAUGAGAGCUGUUUGCGAGGGACUAGCCGUCAAUCAAGUUUUAUUAUUUCUCGAUAUGAGAAACAAUCAGAUCACACAUGAAGGGGCUAGCCAAAUCGCCGUUGCACUGAAACGUAACCAGUGUUUAAGAGGUCUAGAUUUGCGCUGGAAUAACAUCGGCCUUCUUGGAGGAAGGGAAUUGUUGGAGGCUUUGAAGUACAACAAAAGACUUGUAGGAUUAGAACUUACAGGCAAUAACAUUCCUCAAGACAUUGUCCAUGCAUUGUCUGUCGCCAUCCAACAAAACAGUGACAGACAAGUAACUUUUGAGGAGCACCGGGCCAAAACUGAAGCUUUGACAAGAGAAUUAGAAAAGGCACAGGAACUCAAACAUCAGGAGGUCACAAACCUGAGAGAAGAAAUUGAUCAACAGAGAUCCAGCCAGGAACAGCUAAACAGAAGUACACAAGUCAAGAUUGAUCACUUAAAGUCGACUUUGGAAGAAAGGAAGUCAGCAUUUGAUUCUUUAUCAGCAAAACUGUCAUCCACAGAAUCAGAAUUGCUUCUUUCAAGAAAAAUGUAUUCAGAACAAAAAGCUCUUGCGAACAAAUUGACAGUUGAAUUGCAAGAGGAAAGAGAAAGCAAUACUGCAGCAGUGAUCCAACACAGAAAGAGAAUGAAUGAAGUCAUUGAGAAAAAUCAUGAGUUAGAAAACAUGGUCAACGUGCUUGAAAGAAGAAAUAAGAGUUUUGAAAGCAAGAUUCAUACUUUAGAAAAAGAUAUCGAAAGGAUGGAAGGUCAGUUUACUGAGAAAGCAAAGACCAGUGAUAAAAAAUUCCAGGAAGAGCUACUGAACACUGAGAGUCGGCUGCAAAAAGAAGUCAGUAAUCUACAGCAGAAAGCCCUUGAAUACCGUGAAGCCACAAAAGAAAAGAUAGCAAAGUUAGAGGACGAGAAGAAUGCAUUUGAAGAGGAAGUCAGUAGUUUGAAAUCUCAGAUAGUUUCUAUCAAACUUUCAUCAGAUGAGGAACUACGCAACACCAAGACAAGGUUAAAGCAAGAUGAAAUUGCAAGGUCCAGACAAUACGAUGAACAUAUUUCUCAGAUCCAGCAAUCACAGAGUGAACUGCAAAUUCAGAAUACAAAACAGCUGACACAAAUCACAGAUUUGCAGUCACAACUAAAUACAGCAAACAGAGACAGUGAACAGUUAAAGAGACAAGUGGAGAGUUUAAAGCAGCAACUGGAACGUAAGGAUACAGACUACAGAAAUGAAGUCAAUCGAUCAAGAAUUGAACUUGACUCGGAAAGAAAAACCCAAGCUGAGCUGCGAAACAGAAUUUCAGAUUUAGAAGACAAAAUAUCUGAGAUGUCCAGGAGACACAAGGAUGCCAUGUCCAUAAAAGACAAUGAAUUAGAACAACUUAAUGAAAAGCUAAGGAGCAAAGAAAAUGACAUCAGAAAAAUGCAUGAUGAAGAGUUAAAGAGAGCUGAACUUCUUGAGAAAGCUAUAUUUAGUUAUGUAUCUAGCACCAAAAAUGCUUCACGCCCAACUUCACCCUACCGUUCCUAGAGAGUCAUACACGCGCUUUUAUCAAAUAGUCCCAAUUCAGAUCUGGGCACGCACAUUUGUUUUCAAACAGAAAUCUCUUCUAUCAGACAAGCAUCACUGCCACAUGAUCUGAUUUGCGACAGUAAAUGAUCCAAGCUGCAUGGGCGUUCAUGGAAGGUCAUUUCAACAGAGAUCUCUCUAAGAGAUGUUAAUUUACAUACUAUUACCCACAGGUCUGUAGAUUUACUUUAUUCAUGCAAUAAAGUGUGGGGUAUUAUUUUAAAAAGCACAAUAAAGGAGUCAGGACACUAAGAUUAAGUUGGUUACUGACAUGGAGGCUAGUAAAGAACUCGGUAUUUUA